UGCAAUAAUAGGAAAUAUUAAUGAAUACAAUAUUUCCAUAGACAUAUAAAAGAAAGAAAAUCAUUUGUAAAAAGCAGUAAUAAUGAAGUUACAACAUAAAAUAUGUAUGAUAUCAGACUUUUUUUAUCCCAAUAUGGGUGGCGUCGAAGAGCAUAUAUUUAAUUUAUCACAGUGCUUGUUAGAAAGAGGACAUAAAGUUGUAGUAUUAACGCAUUCAUAUAAAGAUAGAAUUGGAAUACGUUAUAUGACCAAUGGAUUAAAAGUAUAUUAUAUUCCAGUCAGAGUAUUUUAUAAUCAAUGUAUCUUACCAACGAUGAUAUGUUCUAUACCUCUUAUUCGGUAUAUACUAAUAAGAGAAGAAAUAGAAAUAAUACAUGGACAUUCUGCAUUUUCUGCUUUAGCACACGAAGGAAUGUUAAUUGGCAGAUUAAUGGGCUUGAAGACAGUUUUCACAGAUCAUUCAUUGUUUGGCUUUGCAGAUGCAUCUGCUAUUUUAACAAAUAAAUUUUUAGAAAUUUCUUUAGCAGAUUGCGAUCAUUGUAUAUGCGUAUCGCAUAUAGGAAAAGAAAAUACUGUUUUGCGAGCAAAGGUUCAUAAAGAAAAAGUAUCCGUUAUUCCAAAUGCUGUAGAUGCCAUGCUUUUUACACCCAAUAUUAAUAAACGAAGUAAAGAAUUCAUUACUAUAGUAGUAGUAUCACGAUUAGUUUAUCGUAAAGGAGUUGAUCUCUUAGCCCAUAUAAUACCUGAAAUAUGUUCACGACAUGAUAAUGUGAACUUCUUAAUUGGGGGAGACGGUCCAAAGCGUUGGCUUAUAGAAGAAAUACGAGAAAGAAAUUUAUUACAGCACAGAGUUACGUUGCUUGGAAGUUUGGAACAUGCUCAAGUUAAGCACGUUUUGAAUAAAGGUCAUAUAUUUUUAAAUACUAGUCUUACAGAAGCUUAUUGUAUGGCAAUUGUUGAAGCUGCCUCUUGUGGUUUACAAGUUGUAUCUACUAAAGUUGGAGGAAUACCUGAAGUAUUACCACCAGAUUUAAUUUAUUUGGUGGAACCAACAGUGCCAGAUCUUAUUAAAGGAUUGGAGCAAGCUAUGUCAGAUUACGUGAAAGGAAAUAUAAGUUCUCCGUUUGAAGUGCAUAGAAGAAUAAGUUUAUUUUAUAAUUGGUUCAACAUUACUAAAAGAACUGAGAUUGUUUACAAUUUAGUCUCUAAUGAAGCAAAGAAAAAUUUAGGUCAACAAUUAAUAAGUUACAUUCAGAGCAGUGUAUUACCAUAUCUGUUAGUGGUAUCUCUAUGCUACAUUAUAUUAAAACUUUUAGAAUACAUGGUUCCUAGAAAGGUAAACUAUAAGAUUUUAUUUAUAUUUAUACUUACAAUUAGAUUGACACACACACGCACAAUACAUUUUCAGUAUAUUGACAUCGUAAAGGAUUAUAAAGGAAAUCAUAUAGCAUCUUCAAAGAAGAAAAAAUGAUAAUACGAAGUAAUACAUCUAUCUUUUUUGAGGGGGGUAAAAAAGAAGAAGAAAGCCAUAUUUAUAAACAUAAUAUAAGUUACUAUUAUACAGGUUAGUAUGCGAAGCAUAGCAAGAGCAAUCUUGCUUGCAACUUUUCAUUCAUCAUUUAUUACUUGGAAACAAUGUAUUAUUACAUAUAACAUUUUCUUAUGGAUCAUAGUAUAGUUUAUAUUUAUUACCAUACGAAAGAUUUGUUUACUGCAGAAAAAGUGCGAUUUACUGUUUUCUAAAUGGUUUAUGAAAUAUAAUAUAAAGCAGAAUUUAUAUAUGACAUUUGCUAGAAAUUAAGAAAUCCAUAGGAUUCAUAUAUACGACAUGCUCGAUUGCUUAACACUGAUGCACAUUAUGCUGUGCUCUGUACAAUGAUGAAAUAUACACACAUAUACAUAUAUAUAUAUAUAUAUAUAUAUAUAUAUAUAUA
This is a messenger RNA of Polistes dominula (European paper wasp), 1934 nucleotides long. It is a transcript of the gene PIG-A, whose product is annotated as phosphatidylinositol glycan anchor biosynthesis class A. Lineage: Eukaryota; Metazoa; Arthropoda; Insecta; Hymenoptera; Vespidae. Gene Ontology annotation, cellular component: glycosylphosphatidylinositol-N-acetylglucosaminyltransferase (GPI-GnT) complex. The record is from RefSeq and is a predicted model, not a curated record. Gene Ontology annotation, biological process: GPI anchor biosynthetic process. Gene Ontology annotation, molecular function: phosphatidylinositol N-acetylglucosaminyltransferase activity.